AGAAUCAGCUAGUAGUACUACUGCGUUUCAAUGGGUUCCACCAACAACUGGCUAAACUUCGCCUCGUUCUCCGCCGGUAAUGCCGACGCCGCCCUGCACCCGCUGCCGCCCCAAGGCGAGGCAGAUGCCGAGGCACCGAAGCUGGAAGACUUCCUCGGCUUGCCGGAGCUGACAGCCCCGGUGGACACUAGGCCGCUCGCCGGGAGUGGCGCAAGCUCUAUCGGGCUGUCCAAGAUCAAGAACUGGCUGCGCAGCCGACCGGCGCCGGAACAUUCAGGUGUCGACUGCAUGGCGCUGGGGACGACUGCGACGUCGCUGGAGGGGAGCAGGAAGGUGGUCGACGGCACAGGGAGAGCGGCGGCACCAUUUUGGUGGACACUACGCUGCAGAGGAAGCCCUCGGCGGACACAUUCAGGCAGCGGACGUCUAAUUAUCGCGGCGCGGCGUCACAAAGCAUAGAUGGACAUGAAGGUAUGAAGCCCAUCUUUGGGACAAUAGCUGCAGAAGAGAAGGUCAGACUUGCCAAGGCAAACAAGGUAAAUCAUUUUUAAAAAAAAUGUAUGUUGCAUCAUAUGUUUAUAUUGUUUUGUAAAGAUUUUGUUUUUCUUGUGCUAACCUACUUUUUGUGCAUAUUGGUAAUCCCAACCCACGGACUCAAUUAAUUCAGUGUAUCUGUUGGAUCUUUUAUGAGCCUGGCUCAUUUAUUAAAUAAACUUUAUGGUGUGUAAUGGUGGAGAAUACUAAUAGUACCACAUUGGAAGUCCAAGGGUCUUUUGACUUGACUUAUAUGGUGGGAAUUAUUCCACUUAACUUGAGAAGUCAGGAAAUGGACAAGGGCUUGCCGCGCGCGCCGCCGCCGGCCGGGCCGGGCCGGGCGUGGCGUGGCGUGGCGUGCGAGGCAGGCGAGCGGGUGUGGUGUUAAUUUUUAGCACUCACUAACCGCGUUAACCUUUCAGUUGCCUGUCUCUUCGUCAGCCGAGUGACCCUUCUCCUUCAGCUGACCGACUCAUGGCGUGACUCGGCGAGAGCUAGCCGACUCAUGGCAUGACUCGGCGAGAGCUGACCGACUCUUGACGUGACUCGACGAGACCUUUCUCCUUCAGCUUCCCUCUGCUAGAGGUUAAAUAGAGGAGCACCCCUGUCACUCGGUACACGCGAGAAAACACUUUCAGAAUCACAGUCCAGCUGUCAAGUGAGGGUAUUUCCAUCUCGUAGCUCUGCGCGCACAGAGAGGCGAGAGGGCAGGUGCCUCCGAAGCCCUUGCCGUUCGAGACCCUACUCGGGGGAUCGAUAAUUAGGUUUUUGGGGAGCGUCUACGCGACUGCCCAACGUCUGUCGUUGUCUUCAUCGCUGGUUCCUGGCGUCUUCAUCUCGAUCGGAUGACAAGAGAAGUUGGACAAGGAUCAGGAUCCUCGGAGCGCAUGGGAGGGUAUGAUCAAUUCAGUUCGUUACUGUUUUAUAUUCUGCAUAUUAUAUAUGUCGUAUGUAUCUCUAUUCUAUCGUAUUAUAAUAUGUUAUAUCUGUCUGUUUUAAUUUUACAGUCAUCCUGUUUAUAUUGUUAUCUGUUUAUUUCCAGUUGUUCCGUAAUAAUCCAUGAACCAUGUUUAUAUACUUAUUUUAUUUAUAUGAUUUACAUGCUUCAUAUGCUUUGUGUUCUCAUGAUCCAUAUUGUUAUGGAUAUUUUUGAGAUCACGUUUUCUAUGUUUGAUUAUCUAUUAUAUGUCAUCAUCAUAAUGUUAAUUUAUGGAAUUAAAAUGGUACGGAAAAUGCCUAUAUUUCUAACAAUCCAAAAACCUAAUGUUAGGCAUUUUUCUCUCAGAGGUUUUGCUGCUGUGUUAAAGUCUGAUCCUUUUGAUGGUAAAAACUUCUUGAUAUGGAAAGCUAAGAUGAAUUGUGGCUAACUGCAAUGUCUUGUUUUCAUGCCGCUGAGGGCAAGCCUGUCGACUUACCUCCUGAGAAUGAGGCUAAGUUUAAGGCUGGAGACAACCUCUUUCGAGGAGCAGUAAUUAGCGCACUGGAUACAAAAUUCCAGAAAAGCUAUAUCAUCCUUCCCACAGGGAAAGAGCUGUGGGAUGCACUUGUUGGUAAGUUUGGAGUAACUGACGCUAGUAGCGAGCUGUACCUCAUGGAGCAGCUGUAUGACUACAAGAUGGUUGAGAACCGAUCUGUAGUGGAACAGGCUCGUGAGUUUCAGGCACUAGCUAAAGAACUCGAACUUUUUUCUUGUCCUUUGCCUGACAAGUUUGUGGCUGACGGUAUAAUCGCCAAGUUGCCACCUUCUUGGAAGGACUUUGCUACCUCUCUCAAACAUAAGAGACAAGAGUUCAAUGUGGAAGAGCUCAUUGGUACUCUUGAUGUUGAGAAAAGAGCUAGAACAAAGGACAAUAGAAAAGGUGUGGAGACCUCUACUGCUAAUGUGGUGCAGAAGAGAAACUUCCGCAAGUUUAACAAGAAGAAAAACCAGAACAAACAAGAGAGUACAAAUAAACCUGUUCAAACAGCACAGUUUAAAAAGAAGAACAACAAUAACAAGGGAAAGGGAGGAUGCUUUGUCUGUGGCAGUGAUCAACAUUGGGCAAGAGAGUGCCCUGAUCGCAAGUUCACUCAAAACAAGAAAUCAGCUAAUGUUGUAACCACUGAAACUGAAGGUGGAACAUCUGG
Messenger RNA from Zea mays, 2661 nucleotides. RefSeq lists its product as uncharacterized. The transcript is spliced from 2 exons. NCBI's taxonomy places the organism in Eukaryota, Viridiplantae, Streptophyta, Magnoliopsida, Poales, Poaceae. The coding region runs from base 31 to 459 and encodes 142 amino acids. The record is from RefSeq and is a predicted model, not a curated record.